AUGGCUCUCUCACUAUCAAACUUCCUGGUCUGUCUCAUCGCGCUCCUGCCCAAAGGUCUUCCUAGUGCCAUCGCGGCCACAGUCACACACGACUUCAAUGUCGGCUGGGUCAGGGGGAAUCCAGAUGGCAUGGCUGAGCGUUCUGUCAUUGGCAUCAACGGGCAAUGGCCGUUACCUCUGUUGAACUUCACAAAGGGUGACCGUGUGAUUAUCAACCUUCACAACAAGCUCGGCAACCAAAGCACCAGUGCGCACUUCCACGGUCUGUACCAGAACGGCACCAACGAUAUGGAUGGGCCUGUAGGAGUCACUCAGUGCGAUGUGCCACCAGGACAUUCUAUGACAUACAACUUCACCGUCGACCAACCCGGCACAUACUGGUACCAUUCUCACACCCGCGGUCAGUAUCCCGACGGCUGGAGAGGACAAUUUAUCAUCCACGAUCCGGAGAAUCCUUUCAGAGGCCAAUUUGACGAGGAGAUGGCAUUCACGGUCUCCGACUGGUACCACGACGAGAUGCCUGGACUCCUCACCGACUUCAUCAGCCACAAGAAUCCUACCGGCGCUGAGCCAGUGCCCAACUCGGCGCUCAUGAACGAUACGCAAAACUUUACUGUCGCAGUGGAGCCCGGCAAGACCUACUUCUUCCGCUUGACGAACAUUGGCGCCUUUGCUGGCCAGUACUUCUGGAUUGAGGGCCAUAGAAUGCGCAUCAUAGAGGUUGAUGGGGUGUACACUCAACCGGCUGAGACGGAUAUGAUCUACCUAACGACUGCACAACGAUACGGCUUCUUGGUGACGAUGAAGGAGAACAGCUCCUCCAACUUCGCCAUGGUCAGCAGUAUGGACGAGAGCCUCUUCGACGUCGUCCCUCCAACGCUCAACCCCAACGUUACCGGCUGGCUUAUGUAUGAUGCCUCAGCACCGAAGCCAGUAGCAAGCCCAAUUGAGGCUUUCCAUCCCUUUGACGACUUUUCUCUCGUGCCAGAAGACGGCCUUGAGCUCUUUGAUCAUGUUGACUACUCGUUCAAUCUUGAUCUGAAGAUGGAUAAUCUUGGAGAUGGUGCCAACUAUGCCUUCUUCAACGACGUCACAUAUGUCACACCUGUGGUUCCUACCCUCUACAGCGUCCUGACCACCGGCGACAAGGCGUCUGAGGCGGCAGUAUAUGGCGCUUACACCAACUCUUACGUGCUGAACAAGGGCGACAUCGUGGAGAUAGUGUUAAACAACGAUGACGGUGGCAAGCAUCCCUUUCAUCUCCACGGGCACAAUUUUCAGACCGUCUAUCGUGCUCCAGCCGGCUCCGGUUUCUACAAUGCCAGUGACGAUCAUUCAUUUCCGGCCGCACCCAUGCGUCGAGACACGCUUAUGGUGAAUCCGAAUGGCAACUUUGCCAUUCGUUUCAGGGCGGACAAUCCUGGUGAGUCAGCGCCGUCUGCUCAGAAUCCUAGCGCCUUGCUGAUGAAUGAGCAGGAGUCUGGCUCUUCCACUGCCACAUCGACUGGCACCUGGCCACUGGCCUUGCUGCAACCAUGA
This is a messenger RNA of Saxophila tyrrhenica, 1539 nucleotides long. RefSeq lists its product as uncharacterized. The transcript is spliced from 6 exons. Gene Ontology annotation, cellular component: high-affinity iron permease complex. The coding region runs from base 1 to 1539 and encodes 512 amino acids. Lineage: Eukaryota; Fungi; Ascomycota; Dothideomycetes; Mycosphaerellales; Extremaceae. Gene Ontology annotation, biological process: reductive iron assimilation; cellular response to iron ion starvation. The record is from RefSeq and is a predicted model, not a curated record. Gene Ontology annotation, molecular function: copper ion binding; ferroxidase activity.